UCAGUUUUCCUGGUGCGCAGGCGCGUAGGAGGAGGCCGUUGCUCCGGGCGACCAGGCGGCCGGCCUUCUCCUCAGGAAAAGCUGAGGGGAGGGAGGAUGUGGCGGCGGCGGCGGCGAAUCCCGGCGUCGCCCGCCAGGCGCUGAGAGGGAGAGAGCGCGCGCGAGAAAAAGGCCCAUGGCGGAGUUCCUGCCGGUGCCCGGGCUUUUCCUGCGGGAGGAGCCGCUUCCCGGGCCGGAUGCCUCCGAGACGGAGGCCGAGCUGUCCCUCAGCCUGGCGCGCACCAAGACCCGCUCGUACGGGAGCACGGCCACCGUGGCGGCGCCGCUGGCCGAGCGCUACGUCGAGCACCGCAUCAGCGCCUGCGACACCCUGCAAGGCAUCGCGCUCAAGUACGGCGUGACGAUGGAGCAAAUAAAAAGGGCAAAUAAACUGUUCACCAAUGACUGUAUAUUUCUGAGAAAAACAUUGAAUAUCCCUGUUAUAUCUGAGAAGCCUUUGCUGUUUAAUGGACUUAGCUCAUUGGAGUCUCCAGAGAAUGAAGCUGACACUCCUUCUUCUUGUGAAGAUGGACCAGUGACAGUUCAGGAAGACAACUCUUCACCCAGUCCUCAAGAGCCUGACAAUCAGCUCCCUCCACCUGAAGAAUUAUCUGCCAAAGAUUUUCUACAUAGACUGGACUUGCAGAUUAAGAUGUCCAAGCAGGCAGCUCGGAAACUAAAACCUGAAGAUAACAGGGAGGACGAUGAGGAAAACUCCUAUGCAACUUCUUCUUAUCAGCAGCAGUAGAAGGUGACUGAAGAGCUGGAAUCAAAACUGUUCUUAAAGAACUAAAUAUCUGAGGAUUCAAAAGCAAACCUUUUGGAUUGAUUUAUUAUCGUGUACUUGUGACAAGUCGUAUAUAGGUAAUUCCACUAACUAUACUUGCACUACAAUUAUUUGACCUUCGCCUUCUGCAGGCCAACGUCCUUUUACUAUACAUUAAUAAAGGAAGUGAUCCUUCCAAAACUAGUAAUUGCCUUUGUAUUUCUGCUAUGAAAAUAUAUCCCUGAGACAACUCUGAAUCAGGAUCGUUAGGAAACAGCUGUAUAUACUUCUAAGAUAAAGUGUAAGGAAGAUUAAGUAUUUAUGAUGAAAGUCAUUAUUAUGGAGCCUUGAGAUAGAUAAGCCUGUCAUGCAGAUUUUGUGCAUAUCGGAGCUGACAGCUACCGCUCUGAAUAUUUUUUUCUCCAUGUGUGUGUACAUGUGUCUUUAUACAGAUAUAAAAAUAUGUAUAGAAAGAUAUUUGUUCUUAAAAUGAACCAGUUUUAACUGUUUUGGAAAUCAGUUGAGAUUUUAAAGUAUGUAUGGCACAAUACCUUGCUCGGAGACUUUUUUAAACAAAGGGAAGAACCUUGGUAAAAAUGUAUUUUUCUUUGUGUCAGGGUAAUGUUCGAAACAGAUACUUGUGUGCAGAUAUAUGUAGUUUUCAUGUAAUAAAUGCAAAAUGCACUUUAAGAAAGUGAACUGUCUUUGUUUUUCAGCCUAUCUGUAUAGAAAAUACAGAAUGUCUGGUGCUUUGCAAAUACAUUUCAAAAAUAUGCUUUUCUGUUUCAUUUGAGUGUAUUAAAAUUUCCAAAGCUGUCAA
Molecule: messenger RNA, 1625 nt
Organism: Podarcis raffonei (Aeolian wall lizard)
Lineage: Eukaryota; Metazoa; Chordata; Lepidosauria; Squamata; Lacertidae
Gene: LYSMD2
Product: LysM domain containing 2
Exons: 3
Coding region: 176-787 (203 amino acids)
Source: RefSeq, a predicted model, not a curated record